Molecule: messenger RNA, 2631 nt
Organism: Peronospora farinosa
Lineage: Eukaryota; Oomycota; Peronosporomycetes; Peronosporales; Peronosporaceae
Source: the annotation of a GenBank genome assembly
AUGGAAGUGCCGCAUACGUUCGUGCGAACCGUCAAGGCACAGGACUUGCGCUUCAGUCAAGUAGACACUUUCCUGCGUGAUAUCAAGACGAAAAAUUCGCCCACGUGGGUCAUUUUUUCUUUUGCGGACCAAAGAGAGAAGAGGAAUACGCUGAAAGUACUUGCAUCUGGAAAUGGCAGCAUCUCUGAUCAGUCCAUGUGGCCCACGGAGCUUUUCUCGCCCAAGUCGCUGUGCUACGGACUUACAAGCGUCGAUUGCUAUGACGAAAACUCAGCACCUACUAACGUGCUGUCGUUUUGUUGGAAGGGACGAGAUCUACCGAUCUACCUUCGUACAAAGUAUGCAGAGUUUAACUAUGUCAUUCGAAAACAUAUGGGCGCAGUUGCACAUGUCACGCUGCACAACCCGGAAGAGCUCAUGGAUGGAUCGGUGUUUAUGCAGACCCCUCGACGGCGGCCACGAAGUUCGUCAAGACGAUUUGUAACGAAUGAUAUUGAGUUCACUCCAGAAGUAAAAGUUACUGUGCAGGACAUUCGGUCGGAUACUUCCCCGUUUAAUUGGGCUGUAUGUGGCUACGAUAACUCGGAUUUAGAGAGCUCGACCCAAAGGAUGAUUGUUGUAGAAAGGGGCAUGACAGGGUUAUAUGCUUUAAAGGGGAUCGGCGGAAUUACUUCGGUGCUAGAGGAGGGAAGUACAAUGUACAUUUACUUACGAGUGGACGUUCCGUUGCAUCGCGGAACUGAGCGAAUUGUAUCGAAGUACGUACUGGUCACAUGGCAAGGCGUGGAAAGUAGUUGGAGCGGAGGAACUUCGGAUGAUGAAAUUGAGUUAUGGUUUGGGCCGAGCUCAAAUGGCGAGCGAUCACCCCAGCGCCGAGAUUCUUUUGCGUCAAGCUCCAAGCUUCAGCGCGCUGUGACUGCACAUGUCCACGGCAGCGAGAUUUACCGUGUGUUUCCCCACCACGUACACUUUUUUGCCAGCACGCUGUCGGAAAUAUCGGAAGAAGCGAUUCGCGAGCGUAUCAGGCGGGCAGUGGACAAUGAUUGCAUGCUGCUGCGAGUCGUUUGUGUUCAAGCGUCAGGUGAUACACAAGCGCCCGUAUGCUUAGAAAUACCGUUCGAUGCUACGGUGGGUGUGCUUCGCCAGGAAAUCGCGUCAAACAUUGGAAUCCCGAAAGAUCGCCAGCGCAUCGUUUGGAUUCGACAAACAGAGAAUCUUGCUAAAGAUUCGCAACUAUCCACAGCACUCAUGCUUGAGGACGAAAACGCAGGGAUCCGAAAAGACAUUGGACUUGCUCAUGGUGACAAAAUUCACGUUGACGACAAGGACAACGGCGAAAAUUCUGUUCUUGCAAAACUUUUUGAACAGAUCAAUUCGGGUGCUGCAGCAGUGAGUCUUUCAGCUGAACGACGGCACGAAGUCCAGCGAGGAGUGGAAGCGCGAGAAGCAGAGCUUAGGAAGAUAUUAUCCGUGACUCACUAUUUAAUUCGACGGAAAGCUGGUGAAGGCCUGAAGCCUGUUGUGCGUAUGACAGACGUUGCUGAAGAAGGUGUUGCUAACGCCAUGACCGAAAUCGAUUCUUCAUCCCCAACAAACCAGCAUAUGGUUGUCGAUCGCGCUGAUUCGCCUGCCUCCUUGACACGAUCAAUUUCGGAGGAGUUAGCGAAAGAAGAUGUAUUGACGUUGCAGGAACAAGCGCGAGUUCUUGAGUCUCAGAAUCAAUAUUUGGAGAUUCCAUAUGAAAGCAUUCACAUCCUUAGCGGCAAAGAGAACGAAUUGGGUUGUGGAAAAGCCGCUACUGUUUACCGUGGACUUUGGAUGAAUCGGAAUAACGCUGCUGAGGUAGCAGUGAAAUCGUUCCGUUACGCUCGAUUGACCGACAAAAUCCUUGGUGAUUACAGACGAGAAGUGGCGUUACUGAGAAAGCUAAAACACCCGAAUAUUGUGUUAUUUAUCGGUGCAUGCACGGACCCUAAGCUGAUGAUUUUGACGGAGUAUUGUUCUCGCAAAAGUUUAUUCGAAGUAAUUCACAGCAACAAUUUCGAGACAAUUCCCUGGAAGUUUAAAGUCCGGAUGAUGCUUGAUGCGGCGCGAGGUAUACAAUAUUUACACUCGAAGCGAAUCAUCCAUCGCGACAUCAAGUCUCACAACUUCUUGGUGGAUGACGACUGGCGAGUUAAAGUGGCCGAUUUUGGCAUCAGCAAGGUGCUGGAUACCGAUACUGCAUUUACACAGUGCGGUACAACAGGGUGGGUUGCUCCUGAAGUUUUGUUGGACGAAGAUCUGGGGUACACCUUCAAGGCUGACAACUGGAGUUUUGCUAUUGUAAUGUGGGAAAUAAUUGCCGGCGGAUUGCAGAACCCGUUCAUCGGAAUGGCUCCGAUCAAGUUCUACAACAAAACAAUCAACGCCGGCAUCCGACCUCCAAUCCCCGAGGGCAUGGACAGCGAGUACAUCAAUCUCAUCCUUGAAUGCUGGAAGUCAGACGCGACCGAUCGACCUUCCUUUGACGUGAUUGUGUCUCGACUGGAGCGCAUGUUGCUUGAUUUGGGUGCCAGCAUCGACCUUCCACCUACGUUCCAGGGUGGCUACCACCAGGCAAGGAUAGCGGCGAGCCCAAAUUUGUUGUGA